Trypanosoma grayi is the source of this 309-nucleotide messenger RNA. RefSeq lists its product as hypothetical. The transcript has a single exon. Bases 1 to 309 code for a protein of 102 amino acids. Lineage: Eukaryota; Euglenozoa; Kinetoplastea; Trypanosomatida; Trypanosomatidae. The record is from RefSeq and is a predicted model, not a curated record.
AUGCGUCUGUACACUGCCAAGGAGACAGCAGGACAUGCCAGGUCGGCCACCAACGGAAAAAAAAGGGUAGUGGCAAUCUACUUGUGCACCAACGGGGUGUCGACAUCAUUUUACAAUGAAAUCAUGCACAUUAUUGUCGUCAUCACGACAGCCCAUGGCCCUAAUGUGUUUCAUGUAAAGAUCUUUUUACUUCUAUCUGUAUCGUGUGAAUCAGCAAUGGCGACAAAGUGGAAUCACUGCAGAGUUGCAACAGCCCCGCCCAUGGAGGUUCAUCCACCAUAUACGGACGAGCAUCGUUCCCAAACAUGA